This is a messenger RNA of Chara braunii, 2628 nucleotides long. NCBI's taxonomy places the organism in Eukaryota, Viridiplantae, Streptophyta, Charophyceae, Charales, Characeae. The record is from the annotation of a GenBank genome assembly.
CUAGGAGUUCUACCUUCUACUCUGUGUAAUUUACUGUUUGUUUCCUUCAUCUGAACUAUCUAUGUCGGGUAUUGAGACGCGUGCGCAGACAGCGGGAAGAGAGAGAAGGGAGAGAGAAGGUGUUCUUUUUGAGAGUGUGAGGAAGGGCAAGAGGAGUGUUCGUCCAAACGUGAGGAGAGAGCGGACCCCUCUUGAGAGAUCUACUAACACCCCUUCCUCCGGCAUGGCGGACAUCACAUCUGCCCAAUGGCAGGCCAUGCUGGACGCAGCAGACGAGAACGAGAAACCGUUCUUCCAAAAGUUUUAUGAUGAUGUCGUGCAGAGGGAAAGGGAGGCAGAGGCAGCAGCCAGAGCCACAAGCAUAGUUGAUCAGGUGGCCCUCCUUCAGGUCCCGGAAACCAAUGAUGACCGGUUCCAGGAGAAGCUAGCUGCUGCCGUAGCAGUCUUGGUUCGACUGCGGAACUUGACAGCACUGGAGCAGCGGAACCAAGAGCAGCAGGAUAAGAUAGUCAGCCUCAAACAGUCCCAACUGUCUGCCCCCCGCCCUCCUAACCCUCGACCUGCUGCAGUCCCAGUCUCUCAAUCUAACAUAGUCCUCAUGGCAAGAGCAAGUGGAACUGUGACAAGCGCAGAAACCGGUGUCAGCUCCUCAAGCGGCAACGCCGACAGUUCUGCACUAGUCAUAGUCCCAAAUGCAGGGACAUCAGCCCAAAACGCCACAGUCCUUACUGACAUACAGUACAGCGGUCCCGUAGUGGACAAGCGGGCGGCCAUUUUGCCGUCCAAAUACGACGGGAAAAUGGAUAUCACCUCUUGGAUUAGUUCCAUGCGCUCAUACUUCGAGGUUAUGCGGACACCGCAGGAAGACCGAAGCAUGAUCAUGGGCACUAAUACUGAGCCAGCCGUACGAAAUCACAUUGAGCUCCAAGCUGUUGCUGCAGGUUAUGAAGGAAUUGACCUGACUGAGUGGCUGAAAGUAACCCCUUUACGCUCCCUUGAGGACCUUCUCAUCGCACGAUCAGCACUCUCUACAACAAGGGAAGCUGAGCCAUUAGUUGCAGACCCCUCCAAUAAGUCUGCAUCUGAUCAACAGCCUACUCUUGAAGUCCGGAACGACGCUGAAUUCAAGGCUGUUGCAGUUCAUGUGCUAUACGCUGAGCCUUGGGAGGAGUCUAAGGAAGUUGACUUCAACGCUCACGUGGAACAUUGGCUGCAGCUCAAGCAGCAACGCCGUAUUCAAGGGAGUGUGGAGCUAACCUUCUUUAAACUGCUCAUUAACCGCCGAUACAUCCGCUUGCUGAUUGAUAGUGGUUCAACCACCAACUUAUUUUCUCCUAACGGGAUUCGUAAGGCGGGCCUGGGAAUGAAGCAAGUGGAAUUGCAGAACCCUUGCUGGACCCAGGUGGGCAACCAAGAGGUUGUCACCUCCACACAUGUUGUCAAAGGUGUGCGCAUCACCUUUGACAAGGACCGCAGUGUCACACAUGAGCUGAACUUCUAUGUCAUGGAUAAGUGUCCGUUCGACACGGUCAUUGGCUUGGGCUGGUUGAAGGCUCAUUGCCUAAGAACCACGUGGGCGGAUAAUCAGUUCAUGGUGCGUGAUGCGAAGGGGAACGAGCGUACCGUUUUAUUGGACGAGCCGCGCGAGUCCCCUGUGACCCUUUUAAGUGCAACCAAAUUCUGCAAAUCGGUGCGCCGACGCAAGGAAGUUGAGCAUGUACAUAUAGCUCUUGUAAAGCCUCUCAAUGUGCCUUCUACUUUUGCUGCAUUUUCUACCUCUGAAGGUAAUUCUACUUCUACCACUUCUACUUCUAUUCCAUCUACUUCUACUGUGGAUAAUCCCUCUACUUCUGAUCCAAGUACUUCAAAUCCGGUUGUAAUUGCUGCAAAUUCUCGGUCUGAUUUUCUUUCUCCUGAUGAGGAUGAUCCUCCACCGGAAGUCCCAACAAACAGUCGCCGGCUAUUAGAUCAAUUUCCUGAAGUUUUGGCUGAACCUCGUGGAGUUUCCAAUCGUCCAGUCAAACACAAGAUCGAGAUAAUAGAAGGAAGUGUUCCUCCAAAGGGCUGCGUCUACUGUAUGGGACAAGGCGAGUUGGAGGAGUUGAUGAGGCAGAUUGAUGACAUGAUCGAUCGUGGAUGGAUUAGGUUUAAUGAGUCUGAGCUCGGUGCACCUGUCCUGUUUGUGACGAAGAAAGGAGGCAAGCUUCGGAUGUGCAUUGACUAUCGUGGCCUAAACCGUAUCACCCGAAAGAACGCGUAUCCCUUGUCUCGUAUAGAUGAUCUGCUAGAUCCUGCAGGUGGGUGCAAGGUCUUCUCCAAGAUCGAUCUCAAGUCUGGCUACCACCGGAUUGAAGUUGAUCCGAGUGACCAACACAAAACUGCAUUCAAAACACGCGAUGGGCUGUACGAAUUCAUUGUUAUGCCCUUCGGUCUUACGAAUGCACCAACCACAUUUCAGUGCCUCAUGGACAAGGAACUCCGCCAUCAGCUCAACAGGUUUGUGGUUGUGUACCUUGACGAUAUUCUGAUUUCAGCAAAUCCAUGGAAGAGCACGUCAAGCACCCAAGGUUGAGGUCAUACGAAAGUGGUCUCAACCCGGGAACGUACGCGAACUGCGUUCUUUUCGUG